AUGGCCGUCGGCUGCUGCCUCUCGCUCAUCCGGGAGCUUGUGGCAGCGGCGGCGUCCCCCGACCGCGCUGCCGAGAGCGCCCCAGCGGUCCUGUUUGCGGUUGACAAUUACGGCGCCCUCUACAGGCCCACCGAUUACGGAGAGACGGCUUUCGAGACGGCGCCAAGCGGGGCGCCCUACCUGCGCAGGCGCCAGCUGGAGGUGUCUGAGCUGAAUCUGGCGUCGAGCAUGCGGCUGCUGAACUGGCGCAACCUGGGGCGCGCGCGCGUGGUGGCGGCGACGAGCGCCACGGGGGGUGUGCCCCUGGACACGCAGAUCCCGCUGCGGAAGAGCGUGCUGCAGUACGAGAUGCCGCGCUUCUCGCCGAUCGAGGUGGCCCACCUGCUGCACUUCUACCACGAGCGGGGCCUGGUGGAGGCCCCCAGCGCGGCGCAGGUGGAGAAGCUGCGCGCCAUCACCAACGGCAGCGGCUCGGACCUGCGGCGGCUGGGGCUGCGGUCGGCGCAGCUGGACACCAACGUGUUCUGGGUGGAGGCAGGGGUGGGGGCUGACCCAAAGGCGAUGCUGCGGACGGGCGAGUUGGGGUUGGCCGCUGACAUCACUAUGCAUGCCAAGUGGCCGGACACAGGUGCGCCAGCGCGAUACGCCAACUCGCCGGAGGGCGGCCCCAGCAACCCCUUGGAGGAGUUGCGGAGAACGCAGGACCCCCGUGAGAGGGCCAGGCUGCUGCAGUCCCUGGACGGCGGCUGGGCGCAGCACCAGGCGUCCUACGUGCCCAGCGGCGCGGAGCGCGCGAUCAGCUCCGAGCUGGGGAUCUGGCCGCACACGGUCAUGCUGUUUGCGCUGCAGACGCCGCGGCUGCAGCAGUUCGACGUUGACACGCAGGUGAAGCCGGCGGUGCGCAGCCUCAAGUCUGCGAUGGACGAGAGCCCUCAGGACGCGUACUACGUCCUCACCAAGCGCCCCGACCUCCUGGCCCACCCCACCAGCCUGCAGCGGUGGCUCGACUACUUGGGAGCCCAGGGUGUCGGCCAGCGCGACGUGAUGGCGUUCCUGCUGACCGCGCCGGUGGAGCUGUUCACCCAGGGCACGCUGCACCAGGCCAGCCAGGUGGUCGCGUGGCUGCGGUCCCUGGGGGUCAAGCCAGACUUCCUCUGGAGCAGGGUCGGCUGCGCCUGCCCGGCCGUGCUGCUGCGGGACCCGGCGGCGGACCUGCAGCCCACGGCAACAUACCUGAUGUCCCUCGGCCUCUCGCCAAACCAGCUUCAGCAGCUGGUCUGCCUGCGUCCCGAGGUGCUGACGUCAUCCUUGGACUCCCAGAUCAAGCCCUUCGUAGAUCACCUCAAGUCCCUCGGCUGCAGCGCGCUGCAGUGCGGCGAGGUGCUGCUUGCGGCGCCGCACCUGCUGCGCGACGAGGCGCGCGCGGCGAUUGCGGCCCGCCUGGCUGCUCUUGGGGAGGCGGGGAUCGACGCGGCGGGCGUGAGGGCGAUGCUGGCCAGGGGCCACGCCGGGUUCCUGUUCCAAAAGGGCGCGCCGCAGGAGGCCCUGGCGUGUUUGAAGGAGCUCGGGUUCACCGGGUCACAGGUCGUGUCCCUGGCGACGCGCUGCCCCGCCAUCCUGUCUGAGAAGCCGCUGGAGCUGGAGCGGCGGGUGGCGUUCCUGCUGGAGACGCUGGUGAUGAGCAGGGAGGCCGUGAUGGGCUGCCCCGAGUACAUGGCCGCCAGCCUCAUGCAGGUCAUCGGGCCCCGCCACGCGUUCGCCGAGGCGCGGCAGCUCGAGGGCCGCGUGGCGGGCACCGACGGCCGCUGGGACCUGGCGGCACUGGCGACCGGGGAGGACGUGGCGUAUGUGGAGGCGCUGGGCGGCAGCAUCAACGAGUACGAGGGCUUCAGGGUGGCCUUCGAGCAAGAGUACACCUCCAAACUCAGCGCAGACGCAGCUCUUGAGUUCCAGCAGGAGUUGAAGAAGCUUGGCAUCUGGGAAGGCCGCUGA
Molecule: messenger RNA, 1992 nt
Organism: Monoraphidium neglectum
Lineage: Eukaryota; Viridiplantae; Chlorophyta; Chlorophyceae; Sphaeropleales; Selenastraceae
Exons: 13
Coding region: 1-1992 (663 amino acids)
Biological process (GO): regulation of DNA-templated transcription
Molecular function (GO): double-stranded DNA binding
Source: RefSeq, a predicted model, not a curated record